AAAAAAACCACAAGACACGGUGAUAUUUCAAUGUAGACGCGGGCUUACAUCCUGUUUCUAUUCGCCACGAUGUCGACAAGAUUACUUCUCCUUCUUUAUCUGACAGGACACGUAUUUGCCCAAAAAUCACCAGAUGUGGAUUGCUUGGUAGUGAAUCUGGAGUAUAUUUCCUGCACAUGGAAUAAGACCGGGACUCCUGAGGUCAACUACACCUUCUACAGCAAGUUGGGCAAUGACCAAUGGAAAAUAUGCAACCACUAUUUGACAGAGAACAACAUGAACAUUGGAUGUAAUCAGCCAGGAGAUAGAUUCAAAACAUUUAAAACUCGACUGAUAUAUGGCAACAAUAAUUUUGAGAAGAGUCACGAGCUUAAAAAACAAGUCAAGUUAAACCCACCAACCAACCUGACUGUCCUGAAUGGAUCGGACUUUAACCUGUGGUUUUACUGGAACUACACUUCUCCUGCUCCCUUACACUGUGUGGAGAGUGAGGUCCGCUUCAGGACAAACAACAAUAACUGGGAUUUCUCUAAAGUUAGCGCCGGGAUACAGAAAUACUGCAUCAACUUGCCCUCAAGCAGUUCCCGAUAUGAGCUGCAAGUGCGGAACAGAGUAGAUGACACCUGUGGAGAGUCCAUAUUCUGGAGUGACUGGAGUGAGCCUGUGGUCUGGGCAUCCAACAACAGCACAUACUCUGAUGAUUCGAUGUCUCCAUGGACGCCGGUGAUGUAUGUGGUGGGUGCCAUCACUCUCAUCCUGCUGGCCAUGAUAUUACUGCACCAUGAAAGGCUCAGAAUCAUCCUCGUUCCCGUGGUUCCCAAGCCAUCUCCAUUCCUGCAUAACAUCGAGGAUUGGUUUCAGUUCUCCAAGGGCCUGAAAGACAAUUUUAAACCGAACUACAACGAGCGUGCGUGCCCUGUGCGUGAGUACAACUAUGUCUCCCAGUCUGAUGUGGUGAGCUCCGACGGCUCCACCUGCUCUGUCACCACCGACCAAACCGACUGCUCCAUCGAACAAGAUCCAGAAGACCUGUCCGCCCCCAUUCCCUCUAACCCAGUUUCAUCUGAGGAGGUGCAAAAAGCUUCCGUUUAGGAGCCAUGUUUGGAUUUCACAAACAUGAAUCAAAAAACCUCCUGCAUGACUGCAAGAGAUACCUUAAUUUGACUAAAUAAACGGUAUGCCCAAUAGUUACUAUCAGAAGAACCCCAAUAAUUGGUUCAGGAACCUAAUUUGAUCAAUGCUUGUUAUAGAGGUAAAACCAAAGCAUGCGAUUAAGAUUUUAGAAGUAAAUAAAGUUCAUAAAGAGUUUAAUAUGUUUUUAAAAUCCUUCAGCUCAGAAGUAUUUAUGGUUACUCUUGAAAACAUUGUUUAGACUCUAAAUAUUUGACUAAUUGAUGCUUUGAUGUACGCAUAAUCCUUUGUUGACUUCCUACAUGAGCACCAGGAACAAUCCCUCAAACUGGGGUUUUUUUUCAUUUGAAUCAUUUUUUUCUAUUUUUGUUUUCUUUUUAAAGCAGGAACGAUUCUUGAAGUGUUCAUUUGGAGAGACACAGUAUUGUGUCCCGUAAGCUGAGCUGAAAGUAAUUACAUAUUAAUACAUACAAGCCCAACUUUACUCAGUGGAAAGUAAGGAGUUUAACUUAAGUAGUGCAGCUACCACCUCGAGGAAAAGACAAGAUAAGAUAACCUUUAUUAGUCCCACACGUGGGAAAUUUGUUUUGUCAUAGCAGGAAGUGGACAGUGCAAAAGUUAUGAAGUGAAUUGUGGGUUUUCUUAUUGAAAACCCACAAUAAGAAUAAGUAAAGGUCUUUGUGCUUCAGGGCAGCUUACAGUAGCUUUUUUAUUCUACUGUGAAAACUGAGCUUGGAAAUAUUAUUAUAUUUUUGAUAAACAUUCACAUUUUGAGGUUACUGAAAAAAGUGUAGAAAUAUAUACUUACAUACUUUGCUCAAUAAUCUUUUUUGUCACAUGUAAACCGUUAAAACUGUAGAAUAAGCAGGGAACAGCAAACACUCCCUGCAGAUUUGGACAAUUUGAAAACAUGAUAUCUUACUAUUUUUAACCAAACACCUUACUGUUAAUGUUACAGUAUAUGUAUGAAUGAUACAAUCGUUUACGUACUCGCUACGUCCAGAUGAACAGAUUCAACUUUUGGAGACUCGCUAAUAGUGUUAUUGUAAAACUUAUGCCGAAAAUGUUUUGUAACAGACAAACAAAUAGAUGUGUUUGGCCAUCAUUCAUACUCUCCUAAUAUCACACUUUGUCUUUAGUUAACAACCAAAUUAUCAUUUUGUUGAUUUAAAAAAAAAAUCUUUUUAUCAUUUUUAUAAACAUGUGUAACUGCUGUGCUCUUUCUAAGGGUUUAAAAACAUUGAAAAACAAUAAUUUUCUCUACCUGUAUACAAAUAUAACUUCAAUGAUAUCUAUUUAAAACAAUUUUGUUGUACUUUUUCUUUGCCUUAAUGUUUUUUGUUACCUUUAUUUUUGUGUCAUAUAUAUUUUUUGCUAGCUUGCACAUUACCUCUCUCUGGCCCUUGUACGUCUCUACUUCUGUUUUUAAAAAAUAAAUAAAUAAAUACAAAUAAUGUGU
This is a messenger RNA of Oreochromis aureus, 2590 nucleotides long. RefSeq names its product cytokine receptor common subunit gamma-like. Gene Ontology annotation, cellular component: external side of plasma membrane. The transcript is spliced from 8 exons. Lineage: Eukaryota; Metazoa; Chordata; Actinopteri; Cichliformes; Cichlidae. The coding region runs from base 70 to 1092 and encodes 340 amino acids. Gene Ontology annotation, biological process: cytokine-mediated signaling pathway. The record is from RefSeq and is a predicted model, not a curated record. Gene Ontology annotation, molecular function: cytokine receptor activity; protein binding.